AUGAUUCUCGUGCAGGACAUGUUUAUUGGGGGGACUAAGACUUCGUCAACAACUAUAAAAUGGGCGAUGUCAAAAAUGAUGAGAAACCCAAGAGCAAUGGAGAAGGCACAAGCUGAGAUUAAACCUAAAUCAAGAAAAUCUUGCCUGAGUUCGCUGGUUCGUUGGUCGGUGAUCGCAGUGGCUGAUCGAUCGCAGUUGCCUGAGUUCGCCAGAGUAGCCUGGUCGUUGAACGGUGAUUGUAGUCGCCUGGUCGCUGGAGCCUUGGUGGUCAGGUGGUGCCUUCUUCUGGACUGGAGUUAUGCGAUUUAG
This is a messenger RNA of Ilex paraguariensis (yerba mate), 309 nucleotides long. NCBI's taxonomy places the organism in Eukaryota, Viridiplantae, Streptophyta, Magnoliopsida, Aquifoliales, Aquifoliaceae. The record is from the annotation of a GenBank genome assembly.